Molecule: messenger RNA, 1770 nt
Organism: Arabidopsis arenosa
Lineage: Eukaryota; Viridiplantae; Streptophyta; Magnoliopsida; Brassicales; Brassicaceae
Source: the annotation of a GenBank genome assembly
CCAAAUCACAAGAGACACAAACACAAAUAGUUUCGUGUGACACAAGUAAAGAGUUUCGUGAGACACAAGCAACACAAAAAGAUGCUUGAAACCGGAGCGAUAUGGGGAUUAACCGGGACGACGGUGACGAGCUUUAUGUUCUUCUGGGCGAUUUACAAACAAUACGUGCCUAACCAUCUCCGAGCCUACGUGGAGAGAUACUUCCACAAGAUGAUUGGAUGGAUCUCUUAUUACGUUCACAUCAAAUUCACUGAGUACACAGAUGAAGGUCUGAAGAGAAGCCAAGCCUACGACUCUAUACGCAACUACUUAGCCUCGAAAUCAACGGCUCUUGCAAAGAGACUAAAGGCCAACGAAACGAAAAACAGCAAAUCUUUGGUGUUUAGUAUGGAUGAUCAUGAGGAAAUUGAAGAUGAGUUCGAAGGUGUGAAGGUGAAGUGGUAUUCGAAUGUUAAAGUGAUUCAACCUCAGUCUAAUUAUGGUCGAAGCAGCUCAGAGGAGAGAAGGUACUUUACUCUUAGUUUCCAUAGGCGACACCGAGGGAUGAUCAUUGAGACUUAUCUUGAUCAUGUUAUGAGAGAAGGGAAAGCUAUUGGGUUGAAGAACAGAGAGAGGAAGCUUUACACUAAUAACUCGAGUCAAGAAUGGUAUCCUUGGAGGUCAGGAAAGUGGAGCAACGUUCCCUUUCAUCACCCGGCGACGUUUGAGACUUUGGCUAUGGAUCCAGUGAAGAAAGAAGGAAUUAAGAAGGACUUGAUAAAAUUUAGCAAAGGGAAAGAUUAUUAUAAGAAGGUUGGGAAGCCAUGGAAGCGCGGUUAUCUCUUGUUUGGCCCGCCCGGGACAGGGAAAUCGACGAUGAUAGCUGCAAUAGCGAAUUUCUUGGACUAUGAUGUGUAUGAUCUUGAGCUAACGACCGUGAAGGAUAACUCAGAGCUGAAGAAGUUGUUGCUGGAUACAACAAGUAAGUCUAUUAUCGUGAUUGAAGACAUUGAUUGCUCGCUUGAUCUUACGGGGCAACGAAAGAAGAAAAAAGAGGAAGAUGAAGAAGAGGAUGGAGAGGAGAAGAAGGAAGCUGAGAAGAAGCCUAAGGUAGAUGAGAAGCAGAGCAAGGUUACUUUGUCAGGGUUAUUAAACUCCAUUGAUGGGUUAUGGUCAGCUUGUAGUGGUGAGAAGAUCAUAGUGUUCACAACAAAUUUUGUGGAUAAGCUUGAUCCGGCAUUGAUACGUAGAGGAAGAAUGGACAACCACAUUGAGAUGUCUUAUUGCAAGUUUGAAGCAUUUAAGGUUUUGGCUAAGAACUACUUAGAGAUUGAAACACACGAUUUGUAUGGAGAAAUCGAGAGAAAGCUCGAAGAAACCGAUAUGUCUCCAGCGGAUGUGGCGGAGACUUUGAUGCCGAAAUCUGAUGAAGAAGAUGCGGACAUUUGCAUCAAGCGUUUGGUUAAGACUUUGGAGGAUGAGAAAGAAAAAGUUAGGAAGUUGGCUGAGGAAGAAGAGAAGAAGAAAGCAGAGAAGGAAGCUAAAAUGAAGAAAAAAGCAGAGGAAACAGAGGAGAAGAAGAAUGUAGAGGAAGAGGAGAAGAAGAAGAAAGCAGAGGAAGAAGAGAAUAAGGACAAAGUGAAGGGAAAGGAGCAAAACGGCGACGUUUCUAAGCAAAAUGGUUCCAAGUAAAAUGAUAUGAACAAAAAAUGUGACGCCUAAUGAAUUUUAGUUUAUUGUGUAAGGUUGUAACUUUGGCAUGGUGUUUCUAAAUAAAUUUUAAAUGCAAAA